Messenger RNA from Rasamsonia emersonii CBS 393.64, 3216 nucleotides. RefSeq lists its product as uncharacterized. The transcript is spliced from 4 exons. Lineage: Eukaryota; Fungi; Ascomycota; Eurotiomycetes; Eurotiales; Trichocomaceae. Gene Ontology annotation, molecular function: 3'-5'-RNA exonuclease activity; ATP binding; protein kinase activity. The coding region runs from base 1 to 3216 and encodes 1071 amino acids. Gene Ontology annotation, cellular component: nuclear exosome (RNase complex); nucleolus. The record is from RefSeq and is a predicted model, not a curated record. Gene Ontology annotation, biological process: protein phosphorylation; histone mRNA catabolic process; nuclear polyadenylation-dependent snRNA catabolic process.
AUGGACAUUGCGGCAGAAUUUUCCUCGUUCCACGAGCAGGUCACCUCAAAGCUCGUCCAGACCACGCGCACUGUUGGACAGCUCUGUUCAGAAGAUGUCAAUUUCCACCGUUCAUCUAGCAGCGAAUUCGCUGAAUCUCUCGACGAACAAAGCGACCGUCUUCUGUCUCUAACCUCGUCGCUGUUAAAGAUCGCGACCGCCGGUACCGAUGUAAAGCCUCCGGCUUUGCGAGACGAAGACUCUGUUGAGGACAAUUGGGGUGGUGUGGUGGAUGUUAUUGACAGUCUUCUGGAAAAGGCCGACGCCUGCUUGGAUGAGUUUACGGGAAUUAUCAAGAGACUGAGUCCUUCCCAACAAGCGCAGAGUCAGUCGGUCGGAGGCAAGGCUACGCCAUCCAAAUUCCCCAGCGUCUAUAACUACGGAGCUUCCAAGAUCCCGAAACCUCAGUUGCAAUUUGAGCGCGCUCCUGAUAACUCAGAUGUCUCGCCGUUUCGCCCGCUUCUUAAGACAAAGCCGCAUGCGAUUGUACCCUUGGAGGAGUCUCUAAAACUAGUAGAGUCGGACUCACAACCUGCAUUCUAUCCGAACCCGUAUGAAGCGGAGAUUCGAGCUGCAAAGUACCCCUCCUCCACAUAUGUUGCUUCGCCUCCGAUUGACUAUUGUCCGUUCGAGUCGACGAAGGCCACGUGGGUUGACACCCUCGAAGGUGUUUCCGAGAUGCUUGCUGAACUCAAGUCGUCGAAAGAGAUAGCCAUCGAUCUGGAGCAUCAUGACGUCCAUUCGUACCACGGCCUGGUGUCGCUCAUGCAGAUCAGCACGCGAGACAAGGACUGGAUAGUUGACACGCUCAAGCCAUGGAGAGAGGAACUGCAGCAGUUGAAUGAAGUUUUUGCAGACCCGAAUAUUCUAAAAGUGCUCCAUGGCUCGUCCAUGGACAUCAUCUGGUUGCAACGCGACCUGGGUCUCUACGUGGUGGGCAUGUUUGACACCUAUCACGCCGCUGUCGCUCUCGGAUAUCCGAAAAGGAGUCUCAAAUUCCUUCUCCACAAGUUUGUUAAUUUCCAAGCCGACAAGAGGUAUCAGAUGGCGGAUUGGAGAAUUCGUCCGCUGCCGGAGGAGAUGUUCAAUUAUGCCCGAUCAGACACCCACUACCUUCUCUACAUUUACGACCACUUACGGAACCAGCUCCUUGAACGUUCCACGCCCGAGAGCAACCUUGUGGACUACGUGCUUGAGCAGUCUAAGAAUGAGGCCCUCCAGAGAUAUGAACGGCCAGUAUACGAUGCAGCGACAGGCCAGGGACCAGGAGGCUGGUAUGACUGUCUAACCAAAAGUUCCGUACCCCUCAGCAAAGAGCAGUUUGCGGUGUUCAAGGCUGUGCACCAGUGGCGUGAUGAGGUAGCUCGGGAAGAAGACGAAGGCGUACAAUGUGUCUUCCCCAGGCAUGUGCUGUUUAAGAUUGCCCAGACGAUGCCACUGGACAAGGCGACGCUUUUCAGGACGAUCAGUCCUGUGACGACGAUCGUCAGGGACAGGGUAGAUCAUCUCCUAGAGGUCAUCAAGGCCGCCAAGAUCGCAGGGGCGAAUGGUCCUGAGUGGCGCGAUGUGGCCAAGCCGACAAAGACUGCAGUUGCUACAACGCCAGCAGCUCAGAAGGUCGCUUCGGCAAUCGAUCAAGGCCUGCCUACCCCUGCCGAAGAAAAGGAGGCCUUGGUUUCGGCUGGACGAGCUGAAAUUUCGCAGUUCUGGGGCAACGCCCUGAAGCCGCACGAAACUGCAGCUGUUCCAGUGGAAUAUUCCGUGGCCGCUUCUGCAGAAGCUCUGCGCCUUUCCCUUCCUCUACCGCCCAUGCCGAUGACGGUCUCCGAGGCCCGCGAGAAGCUAGGCAAUGCACCAGCGGCCACUCCACAGCCAGCCCCGGCAGCUCCAACGCCUGCAGAAGAGAAGAGCAACGAGAUCUUUACUGUCAAGGAGAUUGCCGGCAGGCGCAAGAGGAAGAUCAGCAAGACGAACGAAGAAGACAAAGAGGACAGCUCGUCAGAAGAAAGCGACGAGUCGUCGGAUGCGGAUUCUUUGGAGGAGAAGAAGCCUUCGAAGAAGUCACGCCGGGAGGCUGUCGCCAAGAAGCCAUCAUCAUCAUCAUCAUCAUCAAAGCAGGAGAAUCAGGAUUCGACACCGUUUGACUAUAGCAAAGCGCCGUCUGUACUACACGCGCCAGCCGAAUCGGCCACGGGUGGACUGCCUAUGAACAAGUCCAAGCAACCAUUUAACCCGUACGCCAAGGCGCUCGACGCACCGACGGGGGUGCGCAAGGCGAAGAAAGACACUGGAGGGAAGAAUUUUACGUUCACAAAUGUAGUAGUAGUUAUAGUGAUUGAUACCCGAUUGUUUACUCCUAAGAGAGACUACUGGCUCCUACCUAGCACAAAGGUUGAGAUAUUAUGCUCAGAUUCUGGCCGAGAAUCUCUAUUAACGGACUUUUUACUCUUUCAGCCCCGUCUGUCCGGUAUCUGUGUUUCCAAACCUGACAGACAGCCAAUGCUUGUAGGGCAUUCGGCAUGGAAGAGGAUGGAUGAUGUCUCUUCCCUUCCUAAACUGCCUGUCUCAUCAUCAUCGUCGUUGGAACUGCUAGGAGCAGGAGUAUCGGGCCAUGUUUUCGCCAUCGACGACCACACCGUCGUCAAGAAAGCCCUGGUAACAGGCGACGACUACACAGAUAGACAGAGCCUUCAAGACCUGUUGAUUGAGCGGAAGAUAUACGAGCGUCUUGGAAGACAGCACCCUCGAAUAUGCCGGUUCUACUAUCCGGUGCAGCGGGGACUCGUGCUAGAGAGGCUGAAGGAGUGUCUCCGGAAACGGCUCCUCGACUUGCAGCAACGCGGCGAGCGACCGUUGUCCCAUCUUGCCCUGAGAUGGUCGAUCCAGGCAGCCGAGGGGCUUGCUUACAUCCACAUGAGAAACGUGCUCCAGGGCGAUAUUGGCUGCCACAACCUCCUCCUGGAUCAUGACGACAACGUGAAGCUGUGCGACUUUGCGGGCUCGUCGAUCGACGGCAGUGAUUCUUACGUGGGCUGUGGCAAAGGGUUUCAACGGCCUCCAGGUGAAAGAGAUGUGGACGAUGACAAAAUCAGUCUUGAUGAUGAGCUGUUUGCUCUAGGAAGUACAAUCUACGAAAUAUGGACAACGAGGAAACCAUUAUCAGGAGAUACCGGAUAA